Molecule: messenger RNA, 345 nt
Organism: Lolium rigidum
Lineage: Eukaryota; Viridiplantae; Streptophyta; Magnoliopsida; Poales; Poaceae
Product: DNA-directed RNA polymerases II, IV and V subunit 9B-like
Exons: 4
Coding region: 1-345 (114 amino acids)
Biological process (GO): transcription initiation at RNA polymerase II promoter; transcription-coupled nucleotide-excision repair; maintenance of transcriptional fidelity during transcription elongation by RNA polymerase II
Cellular component (GO): RNA polymerase II, core complex
Molecular function (GO): zinc ion binding; nucleic acid binding; DNA-directed RNA polymerase activity
Source: RefSeq, a predicted model, not a curated record
AUGAGCGCCAUGAAGUUCUGCCGCGAGUGCAACAACAUCCUGUACCCCAAGGAGGGGAAGGACCGGCGCGUGCUCCUCUACGCGUGCCGCAACUGCGAACACCAGGAGGUCGCCGACAACAACUGCGUCUACCGCAACGAGGUGCACCACGCCGCCGCGGAGCGUACACAGGUUCUCCAGGAUGUUGCCGCUGACCCCACUCUGCCCCGGAACAAGGACGUCCGCUGCGCUGCCUGCGGUCACGGCGAGGCCGUUUUCUUCCAGGCUACAGCAAGAGGGGAGGAGGGGAUGACUCUGUUCUUCGUCUGCUGCAACCUCUCCUGCGGUAACCGGUGGAGGGACUGA